Messenger RNA from Westerdykella ornata, 1496 nucleotides. Its product is annotated as RNA-binding domain-containing protein. The record is from RefSeq and is a predicted model, not a curated record. Gene Ontology annotation, cellular component: U12-type spliceosomal complex; nucleolus. Gene Ontology annotation, biological process: positive regulation of mRNA splicing, via spliceosome. The transcript has a single exon. Lineage: Eukaryota; Fungi; Ascomycota; Dothideomycetes; Pleosporales; Sporormiaceae. Gene Ontology annotation, molecular function: RNA binding. The coding region runs from base 136 to 1167 and encodes 343 amino acids.
CAACUGUACCUACCUCAGCAGCCAUCCCCGCGCGCGACAUAAAGCUGUUAUUAUGUCCGGCACUGCGACACGUCACUGGUAAUACUCUCUCUCUUUUUCAUAUCAUCUUUUUCAUUCUCUUUGACUUUCCCAACCAUGGCUCACCCCACAUACAGGGAACAAGACAAGGAGGCAACCGUCUACAUCGGCAACCUCGAUGAGCGCGUCACCGAUCAACUCGUAUGGGAGCUGAUGCUCCAAGCCGGACGGAUACAAAAUGUCCACCUGCCGAAGGACCGCGUCACGCAAACGCACCAGGGUUUCGGUUUCGUCGAGUUCAUGACGGAGGAAGAUGCCGAAUAUGCGGCGAAAGUCAUGAACCAGAUCCGGCUCUACGGCAAGCCGAUCCGCGUGAACAAGGCAUCUGCGGACAAGCAAAAGACGGUGGAGAUUGGCGCCGAGCUCUUCAUUGGGAACCUGGAUGCCAUGGUCGACGAGAAGGCGCUGUACGAUACGUUUAGCCGGUUUGGGCCGUUGGUCAAUGUUCCCAAGGUGGCGCGCGACGAAGUGGGUAUCUCCAAAGGCUAUGGGUUCGUCUCGUUUGGCGACUUCGAGUCGUCCGAUGCGGCGAUUGCUCAUAUGAAUGGGCAGUUCAUGAUGAACAAGGAGAUCACGGUGCAGUAUGCGUACAAGAAGGACGGCAAGGGAGAAAGACACGGAGAUGAAGCGGAACGGUUACUCGCGAAACAAGCAAAGGCGCACGGCAUCGCUCCCGCGGUCCAGCCGCUCCCUUCGGCGCUGUUCCAAGCACCCACUCCUGCGAUACCCGCGGGGCCUCCAGCGAUGAAUGCAGAUGGUCGUGGCGUUCCUGGUGCUCCGGCCGCGCCAGCGGGAUUCGGAGCACCUCCCGCGGGCCCUCCACCAGGGCGACCAGCUGGACUCCCUCCGCCACCAUCAGGACUUCCUGCAAGGCCCCCGAGUGGAGCUCCCCCAACCAACUUCUACGCUGCACCUCCCCCGGGCUUCAAUACACCACCUCCGCCGCAAGGUUUCGUCCCACCCGCUGGACCACCGCCUGGGUUUGGUCCGCCUCCGGCUGCUCCUCCUCCGGGUUUCGCUCCGCCACCGGGUUUCGCUCCUCCGGCACACCCGCCCGCUGGUUUCCCGCCUCAAGCCUACAGGCGUUGAAGAAUGAAAUAUCAUUUCACAUAAUUUCAAGAUACCCCAAAAGCCUUUCCAAAGGGAAAGACUUCUAGCAAUGUGAGAAGGACUUGCAAAUGGCGCACACUUACGCAACGACGCCAAUUCCAGGUUCGGCAUCGAAUCCUGCCGGAUUCAUGAGCCAUUGUCCAUGAUCACCUCGACUAUCCGCUGAAUGAGGAGAGGUAUGGCAGUCACGGGAUUCUAAACCUUCGCAGAGUGGUUCGCGAAUGAUGGAAGUGGUUGGCCGAAGGUCUCUCCAUUAUAUAGACGUUUAGCCAUCAUGAAUGCAUCCCAGUCUGGGCACAUUUGUCCCA